Molecule: messenger RNA, 3699 nt
Organism: Camelus dromedarius (Arabian camel)
Lineage: Eukaryota; Metazoa; Chordata; Mammalia; Artiodactyla; Camelidae
Gene: MAG
Product: myelin associated glycoprotein
Exons: 11
Coding region: 1316-3340 (674 amino acids)
Source: RefSeq, a predicted model, not a curated record
ACUACAGCCGAGAGGGCCGGGGCCGGGAAGACAGCGGAGGACCAGGGCUGAGAGCCAGGGGCAGGGUCGCCCAGGGCCUGCGCAAGGCAUUGUGGCCUGGGCCACGGCGGGUCACUCUGAACUGCCACUAAUUUAGGAGGGGGGACAGUGUUGCUUAGGACUCCUUUGGCCAUGGGCAGGAACCCCAGGGGUUUGGGAAGAAAACACAGAGAGAAAGAAUGAAGCACGCUCCUCAGAACCCCUCUGGUGGAGGUUCUGCAGCAACAGCUGCAGGGAGGCUCCUAUGUUUGGGGCAGAUGGGGUGGAAGUGGUCCUGGGCCAGGUGAAGAGCAGAAGGAUGCCCAGCUGAUCAGACACCUGCAUCCUGCCAUCUGGGAGGGGGUGGGGGCAGUGAGCUCUGAGUGAACGAGUUCCAGCACCUGAGUGCAUGAAGGGGCGUGUGUGCGCACGCGCAGGCACCUCUCCGCGUGAGUCUUAAUCCAUAUCAGUAUUUCUCUGCCUUUUUUGACACCCCACUAAGGAAAUUUUAUGACCUGUUUUUCCUAAUCCUUCUUCCCCCUUGAAAUGUUAAAACUACGGAUUUACUGUAUAUGUUUAGGUGCUGUGGCCCUUUAGAGAGCCACAAACCACUGUAGUAGCUAAGACGUUUCCGGACCCCACCCCAAGAACCAUUUUUCACCCCCAUUCAGAAUGCCCGGUCUACACCUGCAUUUUGCAGGUCUGCCCAGGCCCUGUGGCCCUCACCUUUGUCAGUCCUGUACCUUCCUGUCGCAGGUACAAAGAUAGCAUCUGCCUCUUGUCCGUCAUCACGUGUCUGGGUGUGUCUGUCCAUGGACCUCUGUGUGUAUGUCCAACCGAUUGCCUUUGUGAGCAUGUCACACAGGCAGAUCCGGGUGUGUGUGCCUGAAGGCUGGGCCCGUGUCAGUCCAGGUGUGUUUUGGGCAGGAUGGAGGGUGGCGCAGGUGUGCCUCUGUGACUGUGUGUGUCUCAGUGCCCAUCCAUGCUUGCAGGGCCCUGGCUUCUGUCCAUGCGGGUCCCUAUGGUGUGCGCCUGCUCCUUCUGGCUGGGUCUAGAUCUGUCACAUUUCAUACCAGCAUUUGCAUGUGUCUGACCGUGCAUGUGUCUGUCCGUGGGAAGAGAGUGUUGAAAGUCAGCCACUUGGAAACCUUGGCUCCAACCCUGAGGCGACCCACAGAGCAGCCGGGUGCCAGGAGCUUACUCACCCCAAACCCUGGUCCUUCCUGGCCCCUCUCCGAACCCCGCCAGUAGUGCCCAGCUCUUCUCUCACCUCCACCUACUCCAGAAGCCCCCCAGGAUGAGACCCCCUCCCCCUGAGGGAACAGGGCUCUUUUGUACUGGGCUUGGUCCUCAGGAGGGUUGGCUGACCGACAGCUUCAAGUGGGACCAGAAGACAUUCCCAACUCAGGGAGACGGAGCUGUUGCUCACUCGCUGUACAAAAUGAUAUUCCUCACGGCGCUGCCUCUGUUUUGGAUCAUGAUUUCAGCCUCUCGCGGGGGUCACUGGGGGGCCUGGAUGCCCUCGUCCAUCUCAGCCUUCGAGGGCACGUGCGUCUCCAUCCCCUGCCGCUUCGACUUCCCGGAUGAGCUGCGGCCGGCGGUCGUGCAUGGCGUCUGGUACUUCAAUAGCCCCUACCCGAAAAACUACCCGCCGGUGGUCUUCAAGUCACGCACCCAAGUGGUCCACGAGAGCUUCCAGGGCCGCAGCCGCCUCCUGGGGGACCUGGGCCUGCGCAACUGCACCCUCCUGCUCAGCAACCUCAGCCCCGAGCUGGGCGGCAAGUACUACUUUCGCGGGGACCUCGGCGGCUACAACCAGUACACCUUCUCCGAGCACAGUGUCCUGGACAUCAUCAACACCCCGAACAUUGUGGUCCCCCCGGAAGUGGUGGCAGGCACAGAAGUGGAGGUCAGCUGCAUGGUGCCCGACAACUGCCCAGAGCUGCACCCAGAGCUGAGCUGGCUGGGCCACGACGGGCUGGGGGAGCCCACUGUGCUGGGGCGACUGCGCGAGGACGAGGGUACAUGGGUGCAGGUGUCGCUGCUGCACUUCGUGCCCACCAGGGAGGCCAACGGCCACCGGCUGGGCUGCCAGGCCUCCUUCCCCAACACCACCCUGCAGUUCGAGGGCUACGCCAGCCUGGACGUCAAGUAUCCCCCGGUGAUUGUGGACGUGAACUCCUCGGUGGAGGCCAUCGAGGGCUCCCACGUCAGCCUGCUCUGUGGGGCUGACAGCAACCCGCCGCCGCUGCUGACCUGGAUGCGGGACGGCACGGUGCUCCGGGAAGCCGUGGCCGAGAGCCUGUCCCUGGAGCUGGAGGAGGUGACCCCCGCAGAGGACGGCGUCUACGCCUGCCUGGCCGAGAACGCCUACGGCCAGGACAACCGCACCGUGGGGCUCAGCGUCAUGUAUGCACCCUGGAAGCCGACGGUGAACGGGACAGUGGUGGCCGUGGAGGGGGAGACAGUCUCCAUCUUGUGCUCCACACAGAGCAACCCGGAUCCUAUUCUCACCAUCUUCAAGGAGAAGCAGAUUCUGGCCACGGUCAUCUAUGAGAACGAGCUGCAGCUGGAAUUGCCCGCCGUCACGCCUGAGGAUGACGGGGAGUACUGGUGCGUGGCCGAGAACCAGUAUGGCCAGAGGGCCACCGCCUUCAACCUGUCUGUGGAGUUUGCCCCCGUGAUCCUCCUGGAGUCCCACUGUGCGGCGGCCCGAGACACGGUGCAGUGCCUGUGUGUGGUCAAAUCCAACCCGGAGCCGACCGUGGCCUUCGAGCUGCCCUCGCGCAACGUGACCGUGAACGAGACAGAGCGGGAGUUCGUGUACUCUGAGCGCAGUGGCCUCCUGCUCACCAGCAUCCUCACGCUGCGGGGGCAGGCCCAGGCCCCACCCCGGGUCAUCUGCACCUCCAGCAACCUCUACGGCACCAAGAGUCUGGAGCUGCCCUUCCAGGGAGCCCACCGCUUGAUGUGGGCCAAGAUCGGGCCCGUGGGGGCCGUGGUCGCCUUUGCCAUCCUAAUUGCCAUCGUCUGCUACAUCACCCAGACACGCAGAAAAAAGAACGUGACAGAGAGCCCCAGCUUCUCGGCGGGGGACAACCCCCCGGUCCUGUUCAGCAGCGAUUUCCGCAUCUCCGGGGCACCAGAGAAGUAUGAGAGUGAGAGGCGCCUGGGAUCUGAGAGGAGGCUGCUGGGUCUUCGGGGGGAACCCCCAGAGCUGGACCUGAGCUAUUCUCACUCAGACCUGGGAAAACGACCCACCAAGGACAGCUACACCCUGACGGAGGAGCUAGCCGAGUAUGCUGAAAUCCGUGUCAAGUGAGGGAGCUGGGGGCAGCCCGUGUGGCCACCCCCCCCUCAGGACCCUCGCUGGCCCCCACUGGCUGUGGGCUCCCUUUCUCCCAAAAGUAGUGGGGGCUGGGGCAGGAAAGGGAUGGGGCAGAUGACCGUGAGGUCCCGGGGGGGCCUGGCCUCCCCCUCCUUCCCAGCUGCCCCUGCCCUGCCAGACCCCCCACCUCUGCAUUGUGGCUCCCCUCUAACCCUCUUUAACCUCAUCUGUCUGGAGGGGAGCUCCGUCUGUCCGUGUUAUUUAUUGCUACCCCCUGCCUGGUCUCCCGCCCCUCCCCCACCUGGCCCCAGGGCCUGUACAGAGGGACAUGAAAUAAAUGCCCUGAAGCCAAA